Messenger RNA from Diceros bicornis minor, 2987 nucleotides. It is a transcript of the gene IP6K2, whose product is annotated as inositol hexakisphosphate kinase 2. Gene Ontology annotation, cellular component: nucleus; cytoplasm. The coding region runs from base 1439 to 2716 and encodes 425 amino acids. Gene Ontology annotation, biological process: inositol phosphate biosynthetic process; phosphatidylinositol phosphate biosynthetic process. Gene Ontology annotation, molecular function: inositol hexakisphosphate kinase activity. The record is from RefSeq and is a predicted model, not a curated record. The transcript is spliced from 6 exons. NCBI's taxonomy places the organism in Eukaryota, Metazoa, Chordata, Mammalia, Perissodactyla, Rhinocerotidae.
UAUUUGAUUAAAACAAAGAAAGAAACUACUGGUUACCACUCACUAAUUUGAUUACACAGCCCACAGAGUAGAGAUCUACUCCAGGCCUAUCUUCUCCAUUUUACAGGCCAGAAACUGGUACCCAAAGGGAGUCAGGGACUUGGAGUCUUUCUCCAAGCAAUUGAGUGGCGGAACUGGGACUAGAAUCUGGCUCCACCUCACUACAGGAUAAUAAAUUGUCUCCCUAAUUCCACCUCUCACUGGGAGUUUCCUCUGUCAUCAGACUUGGCUCAGAUGAGAAUGAGCCUUAUUGUUCUUGCCUUUCUACCCAAGAUAAUGAUUCUUCUCUAGGAAGCAAUGUCCUGUGGCCUGCCAGAGUUGGGUGCUGGGAGAGGGUGGCAAGGUGCUACAUCAUACCCAGCAGCUAAGGAACACACUGGGGACCUGCGAGGAGGAGGAGGUGGAGACCUUCACUGGGCCUUUUGGCCUUCUGCCACACCUCUGAACCAUACUCUAGAGAGCUGCCAUGAUGGACCAGUUUUUGUUGGUUUUAGAUUUUUCAUUGGAGGUAGGGAUGGGUAAGAGAGAUGCCUGAAGAAAGAUAUUUUUCUACUUAAUUGAAUACAUUUAAGGAAUCUUGAAUCGAGUUGGAAACGGAUUUGUAUCGUUGUUAGCGUUGCUCUGAUAACAAAAGAAGUUUUACAUUCUUAUGAAAGGUUUGGAUUGUGUUCCUAAAGCCAGGUUCAUGAGGAAUGUCUUGUGUUUUCACAAUUUAGUAAUUAUGGUACUUGGUUCAUGCUUGGGUGCUGGCGGGCCGGCCAUAGCUUUUCUUUGGUAUUGCUCUUACUCAAGAGGUCUUUUCAGUAGACUGGUAUUAAACUGGUCAAUAUAGACCUUGAGAGGGGCUGGCCUGGUGGCACAGUGGUUAAGUGCGCGCGCUCCGCUGUGGUGGCCCGCGUUUUGCAGGUUCGGAUCCUAGGCGCGCACUGACGCACCGCUUGUCAAGCCAUGCUCUGACGGCAUCCCAUAUAAAGUAGAGGAAGAUCAGCAUGGAUAUUAGCCCAGGGCCAAUCUUCCUCGGCAAAAAAGAGGAUUGGCAUUGGAUGUUAGGUCGGGGCUGAUCUUCCUCAGAAGAAAAAAAACGUAUACAUAUAGACCUUGAGAAAGAGCUUGUGUGUCACCAGGCAUCUCAGAGCCCCACCUUCUGGAGAGAGCCUGGAAUGACUGGAAUGUACUCAUCUUAGAGCUGGUUGCCUGUAUUGUGUCUUGGGACUCUUCUCAGCACAUUCCCUCCUGAAGACUUCUGUGAUGAUGAGAAGGUAGUACCAGGGAGUCCUGGCACGCGCAACCGAGGAGCCAAGGCCGGACAAACGGACGCACAGAUAGACGACGGACAAAGGGCGCACUGGCCGCUAGACCCUGCCGCCUCUCCUUUCUCCUUGCCGCCUGCGCCUGGAGGAUGAGCCCAGCGUUCAGAGCCAUGGACAUGGAGCCCCGCGCCAAGGGCGUCCUGCUGGAGCCCUUUGUCCACCAGGUCGGGGGGCACUCCUGCGUGCUCCGCUUCAACGAGACGACCCUGUGCAAGCCUCUGGUUCCGAGGGAGCACCAGUUCUACCAGACCCUCCCAGCCGAGAUGCGCAAAUUCACUCCCCAGUACAAAGGUGUGGUAUCUGUGCGUUUUGAAGAAGAUGAAGACAGGAACUUGUGUUUAAUAGCAUAUCCAUUAAAAGGGGACCAUGGAACUGCGGACAAUGUAGACAAUUCAGACUGUGAACCAAAAAGUAAGCUCCUAAGGUGGACAAACAAAAAACUUCAUGGCCUAGAAAUGGAAAAGACCCCCAAGGACUGGGUGCGGCAGCACCGGAAAGAGGAGAAGAUGAAGAGCCAUAAGUUAGAAGAAGAAUUUGAGUGGCUAAAGAAAUCUGAAGUCUUGUACUACAGUGUAGAGAAAAAGGGGAAUGUAAGUUCCCAGCUUAAACACUAUAACCCUUGGAGCAUGAAAUGUCACCAGCAGCAGUUACAGAGAAUGAAGGAGAAUGCAAAACAUCGGAACCAGUACAAAUUUAUCUUACUGGAGAACCUGACUUCCCACUAUGAGGUGCCUUGUGUCCUGGACCUCAAGAUGGGUACACGCCAGCAUGGUGACGAUGCUUCAGAGGAGAAGGCAGCCAACCAGAUCCGCAAAUGCCAGCAGAGCACAUCUGCGGUUAUCGGUGUCCGUGUGUGUGGCAUGCAGGUGUACCAGGCAGGCAGUGGGCAGCUCAUGUUCAUGAACAAGUACCAUGGACGGAACCUAUCGGUGCAGGGCUUCAAGGAGGCCCUUUUCCAGUUCUUCCACAACGGGCGGUACCUGCGCCGUGAGCUCCUGGGCCCUGUGCUUAAGAAGUUGGCUGAGCUCAAGGCUAUUUUGGAGCGACAGGAGUCCUACCGCUUCUAUUCAAGCUCCCUGCUGAUCAUCUACGAUGGCAAGGAACGGCCUGAGGUGGCCCUUGACUCAGAUGCUGAGGACUUGGAGGACCUGUCAGAAGAGUCAGCUGAUGAGUCUGCUGGUGCCUAUGCCUACAAGCCCAUUGGUGCCAGCUCAGUGGAUGUGCGCAUGAUUGACUUUGCACAUACCACCUGCAGGCUGUAUGGCGAGGACAGCGUGGUACAUGAGGGCCAGGAUGCUGGCUAUAUCUUCGGGCUCCAGAGCCUGAUAGACAUUGUUACAGAGAUAAGUGAGGAAGGUGGGGAGUGAGCUUGCGGGCUGUACCAGCACCUGAGAGACUCUCUGUAUCCCAGGCACAGCUGUGCUGCGUCAGGGAGGAGGCCAGUAUGGCCAGGCGGUAGCCCCUGCAGCCUGGAGCUGAUGUGCAGAGGCCUCUGUGAGUCCCAGCCUGAGCCAGCCCCAACCGCGCUCGGAGUCUAUUUAUUUUAACUAUUUCUUCAACAUUCCAUAUUUGAUGAUGCAGAUACCUCUUUCUUCCCUGAGUGUAAAUGUUCUAAUACAGAUCUUUUUGUUAAUUGUA